CAAACACGCCGGAGACGCGCCUGGGCCCUUGGCCUCGGGAGCGCGCCGCUCGCGCCCGCGAGCCUCGGGUGGCCGCGCGGCGGCCGGGAUGGCGCGGCGCGGCCCGGGCGGCUAGGGCCGCGCGCCUCAGGGAAGCCCCCCGGACGCUGGCUGGCUGACUCUCGAGAUGCCCAACCCCAAAAACAGCAAAGGCGGCCGCAAAAACAAACGCGCCAACAGCAGCGGGGACGAGCAGGAAAAUGGAGCCGGGGCCCUGGCCGGCGCGGGAGCGGCGGGCGCGGCGGGCACCGGGGGGCCCCUGGCGGCGGCUGCAGGCUGCGGGGCGGGCGCGGCGGCGGCGGCGGGCGCGGCGGGCACCGGGGGCGCGGCGGGCACCGGGGCCGCGGGAACUGGCACCGCGAACGCCGCGCUGGCCGCGGGCGCCUUCGCCGCGGGCGACGCCAGGAACGAAGCCCCUUGUGCCACGCCGCUGAUCUGCAGCUUCGGGAGGCCGGUGGACCUAGAGAAGGACGACUACCAGAAGGUGGUGUGCAACAAUGAGCACUGCCCGUGCGGUACCUGGAUGCACCUGCAGUGCUUCUACGAGUGGGAGAGCAGCAUCCUGGUGCAGUUCAACUGCAUCGGCCGGGCCCGCAGCUGGAACGAGAAGCAGUGCCGCCAGAACAUGUGGACCAAGAAGGGCUACGACCUGGCCUUCCGCUUCUGCUCCUGCCGCUGCGGCCAGGGGCAUUUGAAGAAGGACACAGACUGGUACCAGGUGAAGCGGAUGCAAGAGGAGAAAAAGAAGAAGUCUGGGGCAGAGAAGAACACGGGGAGGCCGCCAGGGGAGGCCGGCGAGGAGGCCAAAAAGUGCAGGCCCCCAAACAAACCUCUGAAAGGCCUGAGCCACGACCUCCCGCGGCGGCAUUCCAUGGACCGGCAGAAUUCCCAGGAGAAAGUCAGUGCUGUGGGCUAUGGGGCCCGCUCGCCCUGUGCCUCCCCUGGGCAGUCGCCACCCACAGGAUAUCCCAUCCUCUCUCCCGCCCAUUUCGGCGGCCCGCGAUCCUCCAGAUACCUUGGGGAAUUCUUAAAGAAUGCCAUCCACCUGGAGCCUCACAAAAAGGCCAUGGCAGGGGGACACGUGUUCCGAAAUGUCCACUUUGACUACAGCCCUGCCGGGCUGGCAGUUCACAGAGGGGGACACUUCGAUGCCCCUGUUCAGUUCCUGCGGCGCCUGGACCUCUCGGAGCUGCUUACUCACAUCCCCAGGCAUAAGCUCAACACUUUCCACGUGCGGAUGGAAGACGACGCCCAAGUGGGCCAGGGCGAGGAGCUGCGCAAGUUCAUUCUCGCUGCCCUGAGCGCCAGCCACAGGAACGUUGUCAACUGUGCCCUGUGCCACCGGGCACUGCCCGUGUUUGAACAGUUCCCACUGGUGGAUGGGACUCUGUUCUUAAGCCCCUCAAGACACGAUGAGAUUGAAUACGAUGUUCCUUGUCACCUUCAAGGGAGACUAAUGCACCUGUAUGCGGUGUGUGUGGACUGCCUGGAAGGAGUUCACAAGAUCAUCUGCAUCAAGUGCAAGUCGCGAUGGGAUGGCAGCUGGCACCAGCUGGGCACCAUGUACACCUACGACAUCCUGGCUGCCUCUCCCUGUUGUCAGGCCCGCCUGAACUGUAAGCACUGUGGGAAGCCUGUGAUUGACGUGCGGAUUGGGAUGCAAUACUUCUCCGAGUACAGCAACGUCCAGCAGUGUCCACACUGUGGGAACCUGGACUACCAUUUCGUGAAGCCAUUUUCCUCCUUCAAAGUUCUCGAAGCUUAUUGAUGAAAGCUUUGCUUUAAUAAUAGCUAUUUUGUUUACUUUAUUACAUAUCUUUUAUAGGGCA
Messenger RNA from Ochotona princeps (American pika), 1868 nucleotides. It is a transcript of the gene HECA, whose product is annotated as hdc homolog, cell cycle regulator. The transcript is spliced from 4 exons. Lineage: Eukaryota; Metazoa; Chordata; Mammalia; Lagomorpha; Ochotonidae. The record is from RefSeq and is a predicted model, not a curated record. The coding region runs from base 167 to 1807 and encodes 546 amino acids.